AUGUCGUUUAUGGAGGAGAUGAGCGAUGCACCCGUCAGCAUCACAGGAGAGAUGUGGAUGUGUGCUGACAGCGCCGGCCCGUUGAAGGUUGGGGCUGGCCGCGGCCUCAAGAACCUCAUCACCAUCGAAAAGGACCGCUUCUGCGCUUACUCCUCCCGUAGUGAGCAGUGUAAGCAGGUCAAGCAAAUCGCCUUCCGUAGCAUGAAGUGCGUCGCGUGGUUUGCGCAUCACCCUAAGCCGCCAGGGCGCGAGCCGGCAGUGAGCACCACCGCCGCCACCCUGCGACGCGGCGCCCGCAAGGACCCGCUUGCAGCGACGUACUACUAUCUUGUAUUGGAGUUUCUGCGCGACAACACGAUCCCUGGCACCGUAUCGCUUGGCAAGCGCGAGCGCAUCGUGCUCUGCACAGAUGAUCAGCAGGACUUUUCAAUUUGGCGAAAAUUUGCUGAGCUUUACGAGUGCCCGCCUGUCCACGAAGGGUUUGUGGAGGGUCGCGACAAGAAGGCCUUGAGGGCACAGGCGCCUGCAGGUGGUGCGCGAGAUCAUGACGACACCACCUCGAGUGAUGACGAGGGCUACGAAGGAAGGGGCCUGGACGGCGGCAGCGCCGUGAGUCGUCGUCCGCUCGACCUGUGGAAAAAUCGAUGUGUGGCAUUGCUUAACGACUUUGCUCACUUGUCGAAUCCGUCCUUGCAGGUCCAAAGCGCUGACGUCUUCGACACGCCGGCGGGCUGUGGCGGGCUCGACUGGGACGCUCACGUAGAGUCCGUGCUGCACGCCAUCGAGCAAGACAUGCGUCCUUCGAUGAAGGUUGUACCAGCCCCUUCUACCAGAGGCGCUGCUGCGGGGCCGUCGUCCCUGCUCUCUUCGCCGUCGAUCGCCCCGAGCAGCAUCCAUCCCUGUGCGGCGACAAAGGGAACAAUGGAGACGGACUUCGACGAGAUGCAGUCGCUGGCGAGCAAUCUGCAGGUGGAGCUGGAGCAGUUUCAGGUGGUUGCGGCUGAGGUGGGAGCACUAGCAGAGGGCAGGGAGCUGAAGACGACAACGAUCUUGCCUGACGCACUACAUGCCUACGUAGAGCGUCUGAGGAAGAUGCCGACACCAGCAGAUCCAGCCGAUAGCGUUGCGGCACAGCGAGAGGACAAGACGGCGGCCAACGCCAGUGCAGCUGCCGCCGACCUUGCAAAGCUGGAGAGCGCCUGUGUAAAUGCGGUGCGGAGCUUUACGGACAAGGUGCACACAAGCGCGCUUCCUCUGUCACAGGAAUGGAACCGCGAAAAAGCAGAACAGCAGGAGCGGGCGGCCCUUCCGCAGCGUGUGGAGACAAUCGUUGCUGUUCUUAUCGACGAACUCACCCGUGCCGCCGCGGAUGUGUCCGCCCUCAAGACGUCUCUGGCCACAAGCAUGGCCCCCACUACGGCCUCUCCGGCGACAAACGUGCCCUUGGAGCUGAGCGAGCUUCGUAGGGUACUCAACCAAAAAGAAUUGGAGGUGGAAACGCUGCAGCAGCGGCACUUCCACGCGAGCCGCCACACAAAGCAGCUCUCUCGCAGGCUCGAAGAGCUGGUCUUCUCGUAUAGUGACGUAGCGCAUGACAUGCUGCGGUCACAGUACCGCGAAUACGCGUCUCUGCGGAACCUGUUUCUCAGAGCACUGCGCGGCGAGGUGCCUCUAGACAAUUCGACGGCCGCCGAGGCAUCUUUGGGAGAGAGUGGCUCAUUCGGCGGCACGAGCGAGGCCCGUUGCUCGGGUCAUCUGCCUGGUUCCUUUACUGGCGUGCAGAAGCUGGUCAUCUCUGCCGCUCAUUUGGAGGCGAUCCAGGCCCUCGAGCAGGAGCGCAUUGCUGCCCGCGAGAGGCAACGCGAGCUAGAGAAGGUGAUGAAGGAGUUGGAGGUGCUAAGGCAGGAGCGUGAUGAAGAGAUUGCCAACCUCAAGUGCAACUUUCUCGCAGCCGGGGAGGCGUGGGAGAAGGACGUCGCCGUACUGCAAGCAAAGCUGACAGCGCUGCAAUCUGCCAUCCCGCGAGGGGCACUGCUGCUUCCCGCCUCUUCGCUGGCAGCCCAUACUGCAGUGAAGGCCGGCAUAGCGCAGAAACUUCAAUCAACGCAGCCGCACACUCCUACUGCGCCUGCAGACACCCGUGAGAGCACCGAAACCGUGACGCCGAUGCUCGCCGAGAGUCACAAAACACUCCACAAGCUGACGACGCUUCUCGCAACGACCCCAAAGGAGACCGGUGUCGAAGCUGCCGUAGUGACCCAGCGACUGCAGGCUUUCUACGAUUGGGUGCUUGAGGCUGUCGUACCUCUUUCCUCAACGUCCGUGUCCGACGGCUCAGUGCUGGAGAUAAUAACCCAUGUUGUCCACGCCUAUCAUGCACUCUUUCAGCAGAUAUCCACCAUUUACACAGCUACCCGAUCCGGGACGGAUGACACUCACGUGGAUGUCCUCAAACUUGUGAAGAACGAGCACGAGAAGUUUGAAAAGCUGUGGGGAAUCCUGGAAAAACACUUGCUCAUUCAUGGUGAGGACAGCUCCUUUCACAUCAGCGGCCACCAGUCGUCGUCGGAACGCACCGCUCUCUUGUUUUCCUCACCUCCUACCAUGGAGGAGCUCGAUCAACUACCAUCCUUCCUAGAAACGCUGUGGACCAAUGCGACUCUCUACUCGCAGCUCAAGCUCCGUAGCGGAGGCGUCCCCAUCGCUACUUACCUUCAAGACCUUGAGAAAAAGUCCGCACAACUGGAACAGCAGCAGCUUCAGCAUACACAGCGAGAAAAGAGAUCCCUCAGCGCGCUAAUGGCUACUUUCCAAGACGACAAGCACCACACCUCCUCACUCAUUGGCCACGCCAACUCCGCGCUUGCUGCGUUGGGCGUGGGCGCGCCGGCGUCGGAGUCUGCCGCGGAGGCGAUUGCGCGCGCGGCCGCCGAUGCCGCGGAGCGCGAGCGUGCACUGCGCGCCGAGGUUGCCGCGAUGGAGGAGCGCCUGGAGGCGGCGAACGCGCAGCAGCAGCAGCUGCAGGCGGACCGCGACGAGCAGCUGCGCGACGCGGACGAGCGGCUGGCGGAGACGGCGGCUGCGCACCAGGAGCUGUCGGGCAGCGUCGCCGACGCGCUUGCUGCGUUGGGCGUGGGCGCGCCGGCGUCGGAGUCUGCCGCGGAGGCGAUUGCGCGCGCGGCCGCCGAUGCCGCGGAGCGCGAGCGUGCACUGCGCGCCGAGGUUGCCGCGAUGGAGGAGCGCCUGGAGGCGGCGAAUGCGCAGCAGCAGCAGCUGCAGGCGGACCGCGACGAGCAGCUGCGCGACGCGGACGAGCGGCUGGCGGAGACGGCGGCUGCGCACCAGGAGCUGUCGGGCAGCGUCGCCGACGCGCUUGCUGCGUUGGGCGUGGGCGCGCCGGCGUCGGAGUCUGCCGCGGAGGCGAUUGCGCGCGCGGCCGCCGAUGCCGCGGAGCGCGAGCGUGCACUGCGCGCCGAGGUUGCCGCGAUGGAGGAGCGCCUGGAGGCGGCGAACGCGCAGCAGCAGCAGCUGCAGGCGGACCGCGACGAGCAGCUGCGCGACGCGGACGAGCGGCUGGCGGAGACGGCGGCUGCGCACCAGGAGCUGUCGGGCAGCGUCGCCGACGCGCUUGCUGCGUUGGGCGUGGGCGCGCCGGCGUCGGAGUCUGCCGCGGAGGCGAUUGCACGCGCGGCCGCCGAUGCCGCGGAGCGCGAGCGUGCACUGCGCGCCGAGGUUGCCGCGAUGGAGGAGCGCCUGGAGGCGGCGAACGCGCAGCAGCAGCAGCUGCAGGCGGACCGCGACGAGCAGCUGCGCGACGCGGACGAGCGGCUGGCGGAGACGGCGGCUGCGCACCAGGAGCUGUCGGGCAGCGUCGCCGACGCGCUUGCUGCGUUGGGCGUGGGCGCGCCGGCGUCGGAGUCUGCCGCGGAGGCGAUUGCACGCGCGGCCGCCGAUGCCGCGGAGCGCGAGCGUGCACUGCGCGCCGAGGUUGCCGCGAUGGAGGAGCGCCUGGAGGCGGCGAACGCGCAGCAGCAGCAGCUGCAGGCGGACCGCGACGAGCAGCUGCUCGACGCGGACGAGCGGCUGGCGGAGACGGCGGCUGCGCACCAGGAGCUGUCGGGCAGCGUUGCCGACGCGCUUGCUGCGUUGGGCGUGGGCGCGCCGGCGUCGGAGUCUGCCGCGGAGGCGAUUGCGCGCGCGGCCGCCGAUGCCGCGGAGCGCGAGCGUGCACUGCGCGCCGAGGUUGCCGCGAUGGAGGAGCGCCUGGAGGCGGCGAAUGCGCAGCAGCAGCAGCUGCAGGCGGACCGCGACGAGCAGCUGCGCAACGCGGACGAGCGGCUGGCGGAGACGGCGGCUGCGCACCAGGAGCUGUCGGGCAGCGUCGCCGACGCGCUUGCUGCGUUGGGCGUGGGCGCGCCGGCGUCGGAGUCUGCCGCGGAGGCGAUUGCGCGCGCGGCCGCCGAUGCCGCGGAGCGCGAGCGUGCACUGCGCGCCGAGGUUGCCGCGAUGGAGGAGCGCCUGGAGGCGGCGAACGCGCAGCAGCAGCAGCUGCAGGCGGACCGCGACGAGCAGCUGCGCAACGCGGACGAGCGGCUGGCGGAGACGGCGGCUGCGCACCAGGAGCUGUCGGGCAGCGUCGCCGACGCGCUUGCUGCGUUGGGCGUGGGCGCGCCGGCGUCGGAGUCUGCCGCGGAGGCGAUUGCGCGCGCGGCCGCCGAUGCCGCGGAGCGCGAGCGUGCACUGCGCGCCGAGGUUGCCGCGAUGGAGGAGCGCCUGGAGGCGGCGAACGCGCAGCAGCAGCAGCUGCAGGCGGACCGCGACGAGCAGCUGCGUGAUUGUGUGAGGGAGCGCUGUGCGUACGUGUCGCAGGUAUGCUUGAGGGAGUUGGAAGCUAAGGAGGCGGAGGCACGCUUUGAUGUCGUCGGGGCUUAUUGCGCUCUUUCCCCCUAUGUGUCUAUCGCGUCUUCGAUCAUUGGGAAGUUGCUGGAUAUUCGAGGGAUGGUUGGUGGUGAUGUUGAUGAGAUAGUAGGACGGGUGCGAGCACUGGUGGCGGAGCUUAACGGUUUACGCGCAUUUGCUAGCGAAGCGCAUGAGAAGGUAGUGUGGUACGAGGAUGUAAGGGUUCGUGUACCGUUGAAAAAGCUUAGCGACUUUGUGCGAAAGCGUGACGGCACCGACGAAUGUGAGCAGCGAGAGGAGUUCUCGGUUUCGUUUCUUGCAGAGACGCUGCGAAGUAGCUUUCGGGUGCUACAGUGCUUAGAUUCCGAAGCAAUGGCGCUGCAAGAAUCGAUCUUCUCAAUGACAGCGUUAUUGAAGGAGUGUGGUACGGCGUUAAAUGAGAGCGUGACGAACUUGCAAAAGGCGCUGCCGUGUGCUGCGUCUAAGGAAGACACGUCGCCAUCACAGUCUCAUUCCACUCUACCAGUGGAAUGGGGUCUGCGUGUGGUCUGCCGCCGCCUAGGUGCGACGGUUUCUGAAGCCGUGCACUGGCAAGGGGAGCUGACGAACAUUUUAAAGGCGACCUAUAGAAUUCUCAUCGCUACUAGUGACGGCACCCGGGUGCACGGCGCCCCGGUGAGCGACGGUGAUCACCCGUCUUUCGCGGAAUACAGUCAACUGCCCCGACUCGCGGCGCAGGCAUGCUCGGAGCUGUUGCACUCGCGUCGCUUUGCCGCUGUUGAGGAUGAACUGGCUGCUGUUACGCAGCAACGAAAUGAUCUCACAGGCACGGUCGGUACUUGCUGCGGAUCGUUGUGUAGCGCUAUUUCCGUCGCCACCCCAGGCAGAGUCGGCGCUCUUCCGGCCACGGCAACGUCGCUGACGUGCGAUGAGGCGAAGUCGGCUCUCAGAGAUAUCACGGUUCUCACGAGUAGUAUCUUGCACGAUUACGCCCAAAGCAUGGAACACACGUUGGCGGUACUAACCCCGCUUGCAAGCAUCGCGGCAGACACAUUCGCCUUCUCGUCCUCUUUCGAAAUGCUGGCUGCAGCGACGGAGGCUGUGCGAGCCCGCAUCAAGCGCAUGGAGAGGAGUCAGCUUCAGCACCUACAUAUGAGCCAAUGCGAUGAGGAAGGGAACGCAAAGGCGAGGGGCGCGAUGCAAGACCAGUUGUUCGCACUAAGUGAGGACGGUGAGGCUGGGGAGCUCGCGCGCAGAAACGAGCAAGAGGAGCAAGCAGCUCCUCUUGCAGAGGUCACGCUUCAGCGGCAGCGCUGGGAUGCUGUCGCCGAAGUGCUCGGCAGGUUCGCUGAGGAUGUUGGCGCCACCGUGAGGGCAAAAAACGGCUCCGAAUCACAGAGCGUUGGUAACACCGAGGUGCUUCCACUCGUGCGGCAAGCCAUUUCACUGUCAGCCUCAGCUAAGGCUCAGGAGGAGCUUGAAGGUCGUCUUUCUGGCAUUCUAGAUGCUUGCAAGCGUGGCGCUGCUGAGCACCAUUGGGCUGAGGCGACGGCAGCUCGGAUGGCACUGGAUCCGGAGGAGUUGCAUGCAUCCGUCACGACCGGCGAGCACAGCCCUGAAAAAAUGCAGGCGCGAGCGAACGCGUGUCAGAUGCCGAUUGCGACGAUGGAAGCGGCGCGUGCGGCCCUCGGGCAGUCUACGACACAAAUGCAGCUCGUUGCCGCUCGUGCACACGAGGAGGCUCUCGAUGUUGGCGUGCGAGAAUGGGAUGCGUCAGAGUCCGGCGUAAGAGCCCCGGCAGGCGAGGGCGAACGACUGGGAGAGGAGAUGUACCUUGUACAGUCGCGCAUGGACGCCAUGCAGGAUCGUCCCAACGAAGCCGAGGAGCGCGGUUCAUCUCAAGUCAUGGAUGCCGGUGUGUUGCUUGAGGCGGCGGGGCAAGUGCGGUCUCUCGAGGACGUGAUGCGCGUCGUUGCCUCUUACAGCCUUGAGUACAAGACGAAAUCUCUGGAGUCCAAGGAGUCGCGUCUUCGGAGCGAGAUAGUGCAGGAUUGGGCGGUGAUGAUGGUUCCGUUGGCAGUCGAGCUGCGGCUGCUACGCGCCAUCGCGGCCGGUGUGGACCGUCCACUGCCGGGAACCGCUCUUGCCGAUCUCCCCGCGCACGGGUCAAGCGUGCGUCGUGAACUUACAGAGGCAGGGCGCUCGCUGGGGGCUGCGGCGUCGGCCCCCUGCACCGAGGAAGCGACCCGCGAGGCGCUUCUCGGGGCGAUGGACCAGGCCUGCCAGCUUCUCCUUGGAGCACCACCCGAGAGGGUGUUAGAUACUGCAGCGCCACAUGGAACGGCAUCAUCUGCGGAAGAGUGCCCCGCUGUCACGUUUGCAGGUGCGGUAUCCACGACGGAUGUGGCCGGGGGCACCGCACCCGACAAGCUUGCAGACACUGUGUAUGCUAUGAUAGAGGAACGCGGUGACCGCGCUGCUGCCAAUGGUACUUUAUGCACAGGCGAAGCGUGGUAUAGUGCCGUGGCGCGGGUGACGCAGACGCUUUGCAGCGCCUUGUCUUCCGCCGGGGUUGCUGUUUCAGUUCCGGCUGACCACGGUUUCGUGGUGGGUCAUUCUUCCUGCGUUUCGCCGGCUUCGCAGACAUCGAUGUUGGACUUCCUUGCAUCCGCUGCCGAGCAUGUUUUGAAAUACACGACGGAUACCACACGACUCUUUGAGGACUGGCGCGAGUCUCUGCAGGAUUGUCUGUCGCGCACCGAGUCUAGCCUACCAACUCUCGUUGCGGCAGUGGUAGAGGAGGUGGCAAGUCUUCGUGCGGCGUCUCAGUUGGCUGCUGAGGAGCAACAGCACCGCGACCACGAGCUCGACGCCCUCAGAACACUGCUGCAGGAAGCAUCCGCUGUCUUCUCGGACACCUCGCCUUUUCUUUCUAUGCAGUCGCCUAACUUUGUGGAGAAAUGCAUGGCGUAUGCGAAGGAGUGCGCGAGGCUGACAGCGCUGGAGAGCGAGUUGAGCAGCGUUCUGGGUGCCGCAUCGGCGCAGAGGUCGUCGUGGGAGGAUGCGUCUGUCUCGCUGGGAGAUCUGGCGGCUGAAUUGCAGCGGGAUCGGGUGGAGCUGCGAGAGGUGGAGGUUCCAAAACUGCAGGGACUAGUUUGCACUCUGAGCGUCGAGGUGCUACUCGCAGAAGAACGCGCUGCGCGUACGAUGCUGGUUGCUGAGGAAGCUACGAGUCGUCUCCAUGCGCUGUGCGAUCCGCAGCUCCGAGAACUGGGCUUCCUGGUGGAGAGGGCGCUCGCGCGGGCAGCUACGGCCGAGGCGCAAUGCGCGGAAAAGACAGCUCAGCACUGCUCCCUCCUCGCAGCGCACGAGUCAUUGGUUACCAUGGCGUCGGGUUUGGUGCCCGUGCAGGAAGACUGUUGUAGAGCGCUCGUCGAGAGCGAGGGUGACGCGUCAUGCGCUGCUGCGCCGACGCGCUUCACAUCAGAGGCGUUGCGUAUCUUGGAGCAGGAAGCAGUACUCGUCCCUCGUCUUGUUCAGGCGCACGGGCGGUUGACGGCGACGUGCGCUGCACUGCGCAGUGACUUGGACGCUGCGAAAGCGGCUUGUGUGCAGGCGCUUGCGGAUGGAGAGGCGGACCUCGACAUUGCGCGGAGCAAGUCGACAGAGUUGGAGGCCCAGCUUGAGCAUGUCCUUGACGCUAUUGAGGCUCUCGGCUCCCUUCUUUUUCCCCAUGAGGAAGCCUCGCUUAGGGAUGCCUCUUGUUUGCCGCGCCUCGUGGAGGCCGCAGGGCAGCUCGCGCAUACUGCUGCUGCAGACGCCGCGGCCCGGUGCCGCUUGGAGAGGGACGUUUGUGACGGUGCCGCCGCGUUUGCAGAGCAGCAGAGGCAGUGCACCGCUGCUGAGAGUAAUGCCGAAACGCUGCAGGAGACGGCCCGACGCUAUGAGUGUCAGGAGGCGGAGGAGAUACAGACACUGACGGCGUCGGCAAAGACCGCGGCGGAGGCGUACGCCGGUAUCGUGACAGCAUUGUGCUUAUCCGCGGAAUCGGUGCCCUCGGCCGCGUCAGCUGCUGCUGCUAUAAGUGAAGAGCAAUGGGCAGCUGUGGUGCACGCGGUACAGGCGGCAGUCGAGGAAGGCGGGCGCCAGACGAGCGACGCGGCGGAGCUCCGUGUGGAGAUGAGAAUCCUGCAGUCCCGCAUGGCUGAACUCAAGGCGGCGGUGCUGGAGUCGGAAGCCCGAGAAGGCAACCUGCUGCAGCGCCUCAACGCCCUCAUGAUGUCCUCAGAGCCGCUGAAGGCAGCUGUGACGGCAGUGGUAGCCUCGCGCGAGUGCAACCUUGAAUCACUGGAGGAUGUCGCGCUUGCAAUGCAGGCUGCCGUGCAGCUUGUAGAGCGUCAGCAAGGCAACAUCAAUCAGCUGAUAGCUGGCGGCGGAGAUCUGCACAGCGGUGUCGAAAGUCUCAAUGGCAGGUUGUGUGGGGUAGCGAAGGAGUGCGACGUGACAAGGCCGUCCUUGGCUUCUCUGGAAGAGACCCAUGGCAUGCUGCAGCGGCGUAUGGCCCAGCUAGAGCGACACGUCCACGACACUAUUUCAACUGUGGACUGCCGAGCAGUGACCGUGCUGGGUGCGGCGGAGUUGCGGCGACUCGACAAAAGUACACCAGCGGACUGCUUGGAUGGAAUUGCGUACGUCGCUGAUGCACUCGCCUGCAGAGCGGAGGAGUGCGAUGCUGCCAAGGCGCAGCUGCUUGCCUGGAGGGCUGAGGAGCGCAUCCGCGAGGAGGCGAGCCUGCGGACCACCACAAGACUGUCGACCCUGUGGCAGGCGUUUCGCACAGCUCUCCUUCCUCUGCUGGUCGACGAACCCGCUGACCGCGGCGGUUGUGGCGAGGUGGCAGUUUUUUCAGCUGACCCCGUUGAGUUCCUCGCAAGCGAGGCGGAGGCGAGGCAGGCGGCUCAGAUGAUUGUCGACACCGCCGAGCGACUGCGCCGCACACACAACGAUCUGCAAGCUGUGUACGCCGCCCUACGCGGCCACUUUGGAGGUGAUGCCGCUACUGGUGUCCGUGAGAUGACCGCUACGCCGCACGCGCCGGCGCGUGUGCUUCACAACAGCGGCGUCACGUCGCUGCGCUUCGACGACACUGUGACGGCGACGCUCCAUCUCGUGAGCACUGUCGUGAAUGCCAAGUGUACCUCCGUGAAGGACUUCAUCGAUCACGUCGUCUCCGAUGUGCUGCGAGACACAUCGGGGAGUGCGCGCGUUUCGUUUGCGGCUCUUCGCCCCGGCGCCUUUGCGGAACGGCUUCAGGGCGUAUUGGCUAGUCUGCGAGCAUUGCGAGAAAGCAGCGAUCAGCACCGCGAUCGGGCUCGCCGCCUGCCCGCCUUCAUGGACGCCUUGGUGGAGACCAUCCACAGCCACGGUGGGCGGGUGGACGUGGCGUCCACUGACGCUACCGGCGCUCUUGCCAUUGCGGACGCGACCAUGCCGUACCGUCACAGCCCAGCCACGACGCUCGAGGACUGUCAGGCACGAGAGCAGAGAGCGAUCGUUCACGGUCUGCAGGCAUUACUGAACCAGCAAGAGGAACGUGUUCGCGCUCUCACAGCUGAAUGGCAAUGCGUGAAGAUGCAGUACCACCAGCUGUCUCAGGAGCAGGUCGCUGCAGAGGAGACGGUUGUGGAGCUGCGCCGCCGUGUGCAGUUCAAAGUGCAGGAGGAUUACAAGCUGGAGGAGAGUCUUCGCGAGCUUGACAGCCACCUCGAUCAGCAGGCGCGCGAGCUCUCCAUGAGGUACUUCGCCGAUCAGGACGCCAUUGUGCGACGCUUCACGCUGCUGAGAAAUCAGAUUCACGCAGCAAUGCGUCUGCCAACGCGGCGGUCGGCGUCUGCCAUGCCGCCGCGCACACCAGGUCGCGACACCUCGACCCCGCGAAGCUAG
Leishmania major strain Friedlin is the source of this 10842-nucleotide messenger RNA. RefSeq lists its product as hypothetical. The record is from RefSeq and is a predicted model, not a curated record. Bases 1 to 10842 code for a protein of 3613 amino acids. Lineage: Eukaryota; Euglenozoa; Kinetoplastea; Trypanosomatida; Trypanosomatidae. The transcript has a single exon.